AUGACUACCACAGAUCGCCUCAAGUCCGUACUGUCGCAGAUUAACCCAGCGACAAGCGCAGUCGACCAAAUAUGUCAAAAGAAUCCCGACGAUGUUGUGAUUACUUUAGCCAUCCGAACGCCACUAUGCAAGUACAAGAAGGGCGGCAUGAAAGAUACGACGCUGGAUGAUAUGGUCUUCAAGCUGCUCGAACAAGUCCGAGCGAAAUGUGGCAUCGACCCUGCUCAAGUAGACGAUAUUUGCCUGGGCAAUGUCAACGAAGGCAGAGCAGCGCACUACUGCCGUGCUGCGGCCUUAGCUGCUGGCUUUCCAAACACAACAGCGGCAUCAAGCUCCUCCCGCUUCUGCUCCUCCGGCUUGACAGCAACUUGCCACAUCGCCAACGAGAUAGCAAGCGGCAUGAUCGACGUCGGCAUCGCCAUCGGCGCCGAAUCCCUCAGCGAAGGCAACCAACGCCUCCCCCGCGCGUUCGCUGACAACAUCAUGAAAGACCGUGAAGCCGAAGACUGCAUGCUCCCUAUGGGCAUUACUUCGGAAAAUGUUGCCUCAGACUUCAACAUUACCCGUGAUGAGCAGGAUCGCUACGCAGUAGAAUCCUACAAACGCGCCGAAGCAGCCCAGAAGGCCGGCCUCUUCAACGACGAACUCGUCCCUAUAACCGUCAAAAAGGACGGCCAAGACCUCCUCAUCUCCCAAGACGAAGUCCGCUGGGGCACAACCUUCGAAAACAUCAACAAGCUCAAACCCUCCUUCACCAAAGACGGAAAGUCCACACCCGGCAACUCCUCGCAAAUCACAGAUGGCGCCGCUGCCCUUGUCCUCAUGCGCCGCUCAAAGGCACUGGAACUAGGUCAACCGAUCCUUGGCAAAUACGUCGCCACCUCGAUCGCCGGCCUGGCACCUCGAAUCAUGGGAAUAGGGCCAUCGAUUGUGAUUCCCAAACUCCUCUCCCGUCUUGGUCUCGACCUGCACAAAGACGUCGAUGUUGUCGAGAUUAAUGAGGCUUUCGCAAGUAUGGCAGUGUACUGUCGCGAUAAGCUAGAGGUCGACUGGAGCAAGAUGAACCCUCGCGGAGGAGCGAUAGCGCUGGGACAUCCUUUUGGCAUGACGGGUGUAAGACAGAUUGUGACGGGGCUGAGUGAGUGUAGGAGGACGAAGAAGAAGGUGUUGUUGACGAGUAUGUGUCUGGGCACGGGGAUGGGUAUGGCAGGCGUGUUCGUCAAUGAGGCUUUGUGA
This is a messenger RNA of Fulvia fulva, 1236 nucleotides long. Its product is annotated as 3-ketoacyl-CoA thiolase, peroxisomal. Lineage: Eukaryota; Fungi; Ascomycota; Dothideomycetes; Mycosphaerellales; Mycosphaerellaceae. The record is from RefSeq and is a predicted model, not a curated record. Gene Ontology annotation, cellular component: peroxisome. Gene Ontology annotation, biological process: fatty acid beta-oxidation; phenylacetate catabolic process. The transcript is spliced from 4 exons. Bases 1 to 1236 code for a protein of 411 amino acids. Gene Ontology annotation, molecular function: acetyl-CoA C-acyltransferase activity.